UGAGGAAACCACUCCUCGGAUUCGAAGGGGAAGAGUAUGUUGUUCAGAAGUUUACUAACUGACAUUCAUUCUUGAAAAUGGAUAAACUGAAAGGCUUCUGUAAAUGGCAGGUGCCUGCAAGGAGAAGCCAGAAGCUGACUGACAAGAUCACAGCUCUUCAAAAGCUGGUUUCCCCUUAUGGAAAGACUGACACAGCUUCUGUUCUUCAAGAGGCUUGCAUUUCCAUUAAAGCUCUGCAAGAUCAGAUUCAGAACUUGUGCAUUGCCUCCCAUGGCCACUCAGAUCAGAAAACGAGGGACGAAAAUGAAGCCGGGCUGCGGAAUAAAGGGCUCUGCCUGGUUCCAGUUUCAUUGUCCCAGACAGUUGCAGACCAGGAUUUGUUCAGUCAAAUGUUGGCCAGCAUGAGUUGUUUCUCAGCAUAGGAAUGCUUGCUUGUUUGUAGCAGUAAAUAGAAUAUGGUAGAAGGCUGUUAAGGGCCUUUUUGUUGUUUUUUUCAUGAUCUCCAAAUGGGAGUGAAAUGUUGCCAUCUGAUAUCAUAUGGAAAUUGAGUUUUAUGUGCAGAGACAAAUGACAAAAACCAAUUUCCCCUAAGGAACUUUAUCCAUUGGAUUAAAAGUUUAUGCCAUUUUAUUAGUUAUUUUUGAGGUACCA
Ipomoea nil (Japanese morning glory) is the source of this 651-nucleotide messenger RNA. Its product is annotated as transcription factor bHLH112-like. Gene Ontology annotation, cellular component: nucleus. Gene Ontology annotation, biological process: regulation of transcription by RNA polymerase II. NCBI's taxonomy places the organism in Eukaryota, Viridiplantae, Streptophyta, Magnoliopsida, Solanales, Convolvulaceae. Gene Ontology annotation, molecular function: DNA-binding transcription factor activity, RNA polymerase II-specific; RNA polymerase II cis-regulatory region sequence-specific DNA binding; protein dimerization activity. Bases 78 to 422 code for a protein of 114 amino acids. The transcript has 5 exons. The record is from RefSeq and is a predicted model, not a curated record.